This is a messenger RNA of Hippopotamus amphibius kiboko, 950 nucleotides long. Its product is annotated as protein SET-like. The transcript has a single exon. The record is from RefSeq and is a predicted model, not a curated record. The coding region runs from base 1 to 870 and encodes 289 amino acids. Gene Ontology annotation, biological process: nucleosome assembly. Gene Ontology annotation, molecular function: chromatin binding; histone binding. Gene Ontology annotation, cellular component: nucleus; chromatin. NCBI's taxonomy places the organism in Eukaryota, Metazoa, Chordata, Mammalia, Artiodactyla, Hippopotamidae.
AUGGCCCCCAAACACCAGUCUACACUUCCACCCCAAGCGAAGAAACCGAGACUGGCUCCUGCCUCCGGGUCAGAGGCAACGUCUGCUUCUCCGAACUUGCCGAAGGAAGAAAAAGAACAGCAAGAAGCAAUUGAACAUAUUGAUGAAGUACAAAAUGAAAUAGACAGAUUUAAUGAACAAGCCAGUGAGGAGAUUUUGAAAGUAGAACAGAAAUAUAACAAACUCCGCCAACCAUAUUUUCAGAAGAGGUCGGAAUUGAUCGACAAAAUCCCAAAUUUUGGGGUAACAACAUUUGUUAACCAUCCACAAGUGUCUGUACUGCUUGGGGAGGAGGAUGAAGAGGCGCUGCAUUAUUUGACAAGAGUUGAAGUGACAGAAUUUGAAGAUAUUAAAUCAGGUUACAGAAUAGAUUUUUAUUUUGAUGAAAACCCUUACUUCGAAAAUAAAGUUCUCGCCAAAGAAUUUCAUCUGAAUGAGAGUGGUGAUCCAUCUUCAAAGUCCACUGAAAUCAAAUGGAAAUCCGGAAAGGAUGUGACGAAACGUUCAAGUCAAACACAGAAUAAAGCCAGCAGGAAGAGACAGCAUGAGGAACCAGAAAGCUUCUUCACCUGGUUUACUGAUCAUUCUGAUGCAGGUGCAGAUGAGUUAGGAGAGGUCAUCAAAGGUGAUAUUUGGCCAAAUCCAUUACAGUACUACUUGGUUCCGGACAUGGAUGAUGAGAAAGGGGAAGGAGAAGAAGAUGAUGAUGAUGAUGAAGAGGAAGAAGGACUGGAAGAUAUUGAUGAAGAAGGGGAUGAGGAUGAAGGUGAAGAAGAUGAAGAUGAUGAUGAGGGGGAGGAAGGAGAGGAAGAUGAAGGAGAAGAUGACUAAUGGAACACUGAUGCAUUCCAACCUUUUUUAAUUUUCUCCAGUCCCUGGGAGCAAGUUGCAGUCUUUUUUUUUUUUUUUCC